This is a messenger RNA of Sabethes cyaneus, 4728 nucleotides long. RefSeq lists its product as uncharacterized. The coding region runs from base 1 to 4728 and encodes 1575 amino acids. Gene Ontology annotation, biological process: DNA integration. The record is from RefSeq and is a predicted model, not a curated record. Gene Ontology annotation, molecular function: nucleic acid binding. The transcript is spliced from 3 exons. Lineage: Eukaryota; Metazoa; Arthropoda; Insecta; Diptera; Culicidae.
AUGCCGCCUGCUGCUUCAACAUCUGCGAAAAAGACGCCAUCCCUGAAGUCGUUACAAACUAAAUUGCGAGGUCUUCAAACAUCGCUUUCCAACAUUUCCAAAUUCGUGCAAACUGUUGAUGAAACUACUACGGCUAGCCAGGCAGUAGUUCGUCUUGAUCGUCUAGAUGAAUUAUGGGAAAAAACUGGCGACGUUAUGAAUGAGAUAGAAACUCACGAGGACUACGAGGCAGAAGCAGACUCACUCACCAAGGACAGAAUAGCUUUCGAAGAUCGCUACUACGAGAUGAAGGCUUUCUUAGUGGACAAGAUCAAGGAGCUUCAAGAUCCGGGUACACUGGAACAAUCUAGUUUUCGUGGCAACAUCGAUGAAUGGCUCAGCUUUCGAGAUUUGUUCACCUCGUUAAUCCAUCGGAAGGCAGACCUAUCGGAAGUGGAAAAACUGCACUACCUUAAUGGCUGUCUAGAGGGAGAAGCCAAAGCAUUAAUUGAUCCAUUGAAAUUAACCAAGGGAAAUUAUUCGAUUGCAUGGGACACGUUAUUGAAGCGGUAUAAUAAUAGCAAAUUGCUCAAGCGAAGGCAAGUGCAAGCGCUUUUCAAAUUACCCGUUGUGGCAAGGGAAUCAGCAACGGAACUGCAUAAGCUGCUGGAAGGAUUUGAGAGGGUCACUCAAACCUUGGAUCAAGUUGUCGAGCUUGCAGACUAUAAGGAUUUAUUAUUGAUCGAAAUUCUAAGCUCUAGGCUGGACGCCUACACCCGAAGGGGGUGGGAAGAGUUGUCGUCUACUAAGGAAAGUGACAUACUCAAGGAUUUAACAGAGUUUCUUCACCCUACUGCGGUAGUUAUCAUCGAGGAUGAGGAAGGUUUAAGCCACACGGCACGCGCUUUGCUGGACUCAGGGUCAGAAUGCAACUUUGUUUCGGAAAGGUUGUGUAAGCAAAUGAGCCUCACCAAAGAAAGGGUUGAUGUCUCGGUGGUUGGAAUUGGCGUUACUUCGGCCAAGGUGAAACAUAUGAUCCGCGCCAACAUUAAGUCACGGAAUACUUCAUUCUCUCAGGUUAUGAGUUUGCUUGUAUUGCCAAAGGUUACAGCUAAUCUGCCAACUACAUCGGUGCAGACUACGGGGUGGGUUAUCCCACAAGGUAUUAAGCUUGCGGAUCCAUCAUUCUUUCUAUCGAACUGUGUGGACUUGGUACUAGGAAUUCAAUCAUUCUUCGGCUUUUUUCAAACUGGCAAGGCUAUUUCCCUAGGCGAGGGAUUGCCACUUCUCACCGACUCAGUCUUUGGUUGGAUAGUGUCAGGAGAAGUAACAUCAUUACCCAGGUCAUCGCAAAUCACCUGUAAUGUAGCAGCAUCGGUUAAUUUAGAAAAGAUAAUGGAAAGGUUUUGGUCUUGCGAGGAAGUGGAAGACACACGGAAUUAUUCCCCAGAAGAAACACGCUGCGAGGAACAUUUUAGGACUACUGUACAACGAGACUCAAACGGGCGAUACACUGUGUCUCUACCAAUAAAGGAAAACAUUCUGGCACAGUUGGGUGAAUCGAGGGAAAUAGCACUCAAACGAUUUUUUGGAUUGGAACGACGAUUGGCUCGAAAUGAGAAUCUACGAAAACAGUACCAUGAUUUCAUGGCAGAAUAUCUGGCACUGUCUCAUAUGCGUCAGGUUGACAACGACAGCACGACAGUUAAAAGAUGUUACUUGCCACAUCACCCGGUUGUGAAAGAGGAUAGCACCACUACGAAGGUUCGAGUGGUCUUUGACGCUUCGUGCCAGACUUCCACUGCGCUUUCCGUUAAUGAUGCUCUACUGGUGGGACCGGUCAUCCAACAGGAUCUUCGGUCAAUUAUACUUCGGUGCAGGACCCGUCAAAUUAUGCUCGUUGCGGAUGUCAAAAAAAUGUUUCGACAAAUAAAAAUGAAUCCUGCCGACGCUCCGCUUCAGAGUAUUUUGUGGCGAUUUCGGGAAACAGACGAGGUGGAAACUUACGAACUAAUGACGGUUACGUAUGGGACGAAACCCGCACCAUUUCUAGCCACGCGAACGUUGAAGCAGCUUGCAUUGGAUGAAGCGCUUCGUUGGCCGUUAGCAGCAAAGGUGAUCGAAAACGAUGUAUAUAUGGACGAUGUGAUUACUGGGGCAAAUGACAUCGCAACAGCUAUAGACUUGAGGGUGCAACUGGAUGCAAUGAUGGAAAGCGGCGGAUUUAGAUUGAGGAAAUGGGCCUCGAACUGUACGGCAGUAUUAAAGGAUAUCUCGCAAGACAAUUUAGCGCUCCCAGCUAAUGGUAUAAACUGGGAUCAGGAUUCUACAGUAAAGGCUUUAGGUUUAACAUGGCUACCGAAAACAGAUUUGUUAAAAUUUCGUUUCAACAUCGCUAACCUAUGUCCUGAAACAGCAUUAACAAAACGGAAGGUUCUUUCAAUUAUUGCUUCAUUGUUUGAUCCUUUAGGGCUCUUAGGUGCAACUAUUACGUUGGCCAAAAUUUUCAUGCAACGGCUGUGGAGUGCAAGAAACGAAAACGGACAUCCGUUGGAGUGGGAUUCUCCUCUGCCGGAGUUGCUGGACGCAGAUUGGCGAAACUUUCAUCACCAGCUCUCAUUGCUAAACGAUAUUCGCAUUCCGCGCUGUGUGAUUGCGCCAAAUGCAGAAUCAGUCCAGAUUCAUUGUUUUUCUGACGCUUCGGAACGAGCGUAUGGCGGUUGUCUAUAUGUAAGGACUAUAGAUACAAACAAGCAGGUCACAGUUAAACUUCUUACCGCCAAGUCUAAAGUGGCACCACUGAAGACACAAUCCUUACCGCGACUCGAAUUAUGCGGUGCCAAGCUAACGGCGCAACUAUGGGAGAAGGUUGCGGAAUCAAUUGGAGCAAAUUAUGAAGUGCACUUUUGGACGGAUUCUACGUGUGUUUUACGGUGGAUUCGAGCUUCCCCGAGCAGCUGGGUUACUUAUAUAGCUAAUCGGGUGUCGAAAAUUCAAGCUAUAACGGAAAAUGAUAUUUGGCAUCAUGUACCGGGAUUGUGUAAUCCCGCAGAUUUAAUUUCCCGUGGCGUCACUCUAGAGGUACUAAUUCGAAGCAGUUUAUGGUGGGAAGGGCCGGACUGGCUGAAGGAGGAGAAGAAUCAAUGGCCUCAGUGGCAGGAGGAUCAUUCGGAAGAAGCUCUAAUAGAGAGACGGCAUACAGUAGCUUUCGCUGUAGUAAAUGAGUACAGCUUCAUUAACGAAUACAUUGCCAAAUUUUCAUCGUACACUAAACUUUUGCGAAUAACUGCAUACUGCCUACGAUGGAAAAAUAAUUGUCAAAUCCCUAAGGAAAAGGUGCAGAAAGGGUUUCUAACAUCGGCGGAACUACGAGAAGCGGAAUUUAUCAUAGCUCGCAAGGUUCAACAGCAAGUUUUCGCUGAGGAUAUAAAACGGUUAUCAAAGGGUGAAGUCGUUUCACGCCAUUCGUUACUAAGGUGGUUUAAUCCAAGGAUAGCGGAAGAUGGUAUAUUACGCGUAGGUGGAAGGUUGGGUCAUUCGCAAGAGUCGUCAGAUGCGAAGCAUCCAAUGGUGUUGCCAGCGAAACAUGUAUUAACAGAAUUGAUACUCCAGCAUUAUCAUCACAGUCUUUUGCACGCCGGACUACAAUUACUAUUGGCUACGGUUAGGCAACGUUUUUGGCCAUUGGGCGGUCGAAACGUGGCGAGGAAAAUUAUACAUCGGUGUCAAAGGUGCUUUCGUGCAAAACCAAGGGCUGUCAGGCAGCAAAUGGGUGAACUGCCGGCAGCGCGAGUAACAGUUUCAAGACCAUUUGUGAGAUGCGGAGUGGACUAUUUUGGUCCUGUUUACAUUCGAGCGGGAAGACGACAAACUGCAAUAAAAACUUAUGUAGCGAUAUUUGUUUGCAUGAGCACCAAGGCGGUACACAUGGAACAUGUGUCCGACCUAUCAACAGAACGGUUCCUACAGGCACUGCGCAGAUUUUUCGCCAGACGGGGCAGGUCAUCGGACAUGUAUUCCGACAACGGGACCAAUUUUGUAGGGGCUAGGAACCAACUACGAGAACUAUUUGCGCUGCUAAAGGAUUCUCAUCAUCAACAAGCUGUGGCCAGGGAGUGCUCGUCGAAAGGCAUUCAAUGGCAUUUCAACCCGCCAUCAGCCCCGCAUUUUGAAGGGCUGUGGGAGGCGGCCGUUCGUUCUACAAAAUACCAUCUACUACGGGUCCUAGGCGGGAAUCCGGUGUCAGCUGCGGAUUUUGUAACGUUGUUGGUGCAGGUGGAAGCAUGCCUAAACUCUAGGCCACUAACACCAAUGUCUGAUGAUCCGUUGGACUUGAGACCAUUGACACCAGCACAUUUUUUGACUGGUGAAUCUCUUCAAGCCGUCCCGGAACCAGAUUACAGUACUGUCUCGUUGAAUCGUCUCAGCCAUUGGCAAUUAGUCCAGCGUCAGUUGCAAGACUUUUGGAAACGUUGGAAAACGGAAUAUUUGGUACAGCUUCAGAGCCGAACGAAAAAUUGGGAGCUGCCAGUGAAGGUGGAAAUUGGUCGACUGGUGGUUAUUAUGGAGGCUAAUCAGCCGCCAAUGCGAUGGAAGCUGGGACGAAUCCACGAACUACAUCCAGGAACAGAUGAGGUUGUCAGAGUCGUCACAAUCAAAACUGCUACAGGUUAUCUCACGCGACCUGUUGAGAAACUUUGCUUUCUACCUCAGGUUGAGAGUACAACGGAGUCGGAGUCAAGCCAGUAA